Molecule: messenger RNA, 2934 nt
Organism: Didymella exigua CBS 183.55
Lineage: Eukaryota; Fungi; Ascomycota; Dothideomycetes; Pleosporales; Didymellaceae
Product: cytochrome P450
Exons: 7
Coding region: 1-2934 (977 amino acids)
Cellular component (GO): cytosol
Molecular function (GO): oxidoreductase activity, acting on paired donors, with incorporation or reduction of molecular oxygen; monooxygenase activity; FMN binding
Source: RefSeq, a predicted model, not a curated record
AUGAUUGUAGAGACAGCGACCAUCCCUGGGCCUCCUGGCCUUCCUUUCGUAGGCAACAUUUCGGACAUCGACGCCGAGAACACCAUGCUGUCACUCUGCAACCUCACAGAUACAUAUGAGCAAGUCCGCAAUGGUGUACAUGACGGUCUCUUCACAGCACGCGGUCCUCAGGAAGAGAACUGGGGGGUCGCACAUCGAGUGCUGCUCCCCCAGCUCGGCCCUUUGGCCAUUCGCAAUAUGUUCCCAGAGAUGCACGACAUUGCUUCGCAACUUGUCACGAAGUGGGCACGCCACGGACCCAACCACCGCAUCCAGGUCAGUGAAGACUUCACAAGAAUGACGCUGGACACUAUCGGCCUGUGUGAAAUGGACUAUCGCUUCAACUCUUAUUACUCGGAGAGCAUGCAUCCAUUUGUCGAGGCAAUGGCAGACUUCCUGAAAAUCAGCGGGGAUCGUAGCUGCAGAGACGCCGUAACGCAGAUGUUCUACCGCACGGAAAGCCAGAAGUACCAAGAGGAUAUCGCAUUGCUCCGCAAGACAAGUUUUGAUGUGAUAAACGAGCGCAAGAAAAACCCUACAGACAGGAAGGAUCUCCUCAAUGGCAUGCUGAAAGGCGUCGAUCCAAAGACUGGCAAGACCAUGACAGACGAAAGCGUGGUGGACAACCUGAUCGCGUUUCUCAUUGCUGGCCACGAGACGACAUCUGCACUGCUCUCGUUCACCUGGUAUUGUCUGCUGAAAAACGCUGCUGCAUACGAGGUCGCGCAGCAAGAAGUCGAUACGGUAAUCGGUAACGGCCCUAUUACCAUCGAUUAUCUUACCAAAUUGCCGUACCUGAACGCGAUACUACGAGAGACACUGCCUCUAAGGCCCAAUGCUCCCACGAUGGCGCUUGCAGCCAAGGAAGACACCUUCAUUGGUGGCAAAUACCCAGUCAAAGCCAACAUUCCGUUGCUCACACUCUUCCCGAAGAUCCAUCGCGACCCUGUUAGAAUGCUGGAAGAGGAAUUCACUCGCCGUGAAAAGGAGUUCCCUAAUUCGUGGAAGCCUAUUGGCAAUGGUAUGAGGGCCUGCAUUGGCCGACCAUUCGCCUGGCAAGAAGCUCUUCUAGUGAUGGCGAUGCUCCUGCAGAACUUCCACUUCUCUCUGGAUGAUCCGUCAUAUCAACUCCACAUCAAGCAGACCCUCUCCAUCAAGCCAAAAGACUUCUACAUGCGCGCACGCCUACGUAGUGGCGUGUCCGCGACUGCUCUGGAGCGCACACUUGCUUCUGCUACGCUCAAUGAUCCACCAGCGAACGGUGCGCAACAAAUAUGCAAGAAAGCGCCUGCGAAGGGUAAACCAAUGUCGAUCUAUUACGGCUCGAAUAACGGCACUUGCGAGGCUCUGGCCAACAGACUUGCCAGCGACGCUUCAAAUCACGGAUUCAGAGCUGAUGUCGUCGAUGCUCUGGACUUUGCGAAGGCUGACUUGCCAACUGACAGGCCUAUCGCCAUUAUCACUGCUUCGUACGAGGGUCAGCCCGCUGAUAACGCGACACAAUUCGUACAGUGGAUCGGCACAGAACUCAAGGGUGUAUCAUAUGCCGUGUUCGGCUGUGGACAUCGCGAUUGGGCCAAGACGUUCCAGAAGGUUCCAAAGUACCUCAAUCAAGAAUUGGAGAAAGCUGGCGCCACUUGCCUUGUCGACAUGGGCUCCGCUGACGCCGCUCAGGGCGACAUCUUCACCGAGUUCGAGACUUGGGAAGAUCGAGUAUUCUGGCCUGCUGUAAAGGAAAAGUACGGGUCAGCAGAAGUUGAGGGCGAGGGUUUAUUAGAGGCAACACUCGGUGUCGAGAUCUCGACACCGCAAUCUUCAACUCUACGUCAGGACGUCCGCGAGGCACGCGUCGAAGAUGUCCAGGUCCUCCGGCGACUACCUCGCAAUCCUUGGAACCCCAAGGAGAACAUCCAGCGCGCGAUGCGACAUUUCGGCUUGUCUUGGGAGAGCAUGCUGACCAUCUCCUCGACUGGACCGACUACCUUGCCCGCAGACCAGCCUAUCAGUGCCAUUGAUGUCUUUGGAGCAUACAUUGAGCUCGCACAGCCGGCAAGCAGGCGUAAUGUACAUGCUCUGGCGGACGCGACACGUGAUGAGGCUACACAGAAGGAACUCACACGUCUUGCAGAGGACGCAUUCGGCCAUGAGAUCACAUCCAAGCGUGUCUCGGUGCUAGAUUUGCUCGAGCGAUUCCCUUCGGUUCAGCUUCCUCUUGGCAUCUUUCUGAAGAUGCAGCCACCGAUGCGCGUCCGCCAGUACUCGAUUUCCUCAUCACCACUCUGGAAUCCAAACAAUGCCACGCUCACUUAUGCUGUUGUUGACCAGCCGGUGCUGAGUGGUCAAGGCCGUUUCGUCGGCGUGGCUACGAAUUACCUAUCGAAUCUUGCAGCUGGCGACAAGCUCCAUGUCAGCGUUUGGUCGAGUCAUCAAGCUUUCCAUCUGCCCAAAGACUUGAAGAAUGUUCCGGUGAUCAUGAUCGCUGCUGGUACAGAGCUCGCCGCUGGUCGCGAACUAGCUCCCGCGCUUCUCUUCUACGGCUGCCAUAGCCCUGACAGCGACCUUCUUUACUCUGAUCCACUAAAGUGUUGGAAGCAGCUUGGUGCAGUAUCCUCCCGUUACGCCUUCUCACGCGCAUCGGAUCAGUCUGAGGGCUGCAAGUACGUCCAAGACCGCCUGUACCACGACAGACAAGAGAUUGUUGACCUUUUCGAAGCGGGCAGUAAGCUAUUCGUAUGUGGCAGCAGGGACGUUGGCGACGGCGCACAAGAGACGUUGAUCAAGAUCGCGAAGGAGACUAAAAUGAAGAAGGAGGGUAUAGAGGUGGACGACCAGACGGCGAGGGAGUGGUUCGAGGGAUUGAGGAACGAAAGAUUUGCGACAGAUGUGUUCGCCUGA